AGCUUUGAAAUGUAUUCUCAGACAUUCUCGGGUAUUCUCCAACACGGAGAAACAGAGGAAGGUUAAGAUGCUUUCAUUGAUUUGUCAGUAAAUAUCCGAUUAGUAUGUUUUUGUGGGAUUUUUUUUAGUGAUGUAACAGACAGUUAAAUAAUAAUAUGGGGAUGGGUUCCUUUGUGACAAAUGUGUAGGCCUACUCUUUAUGCCAUGGACUGGUGUUGUCACGUAUAACACGUCUCGGGUGAGGCAAUAGGAAGUAAGAGAAGGCAUUGCCAAUCGAGUUUAUCGGUCAUUGGAUGAAUCAUAUCAGAAUGAGAACGUGUGGCGAUUUCAGUGGAAGUAUCGGUAGUUUAAAACUUCAGCAAUUUCCUGACAUCCAUCUGUUGUUUGGAGUAGGCUACUGGAGACGGCAAGCAUUUAUGUCGAGGGAUUACAAUAUUAUAACAGAUCAGCAGGACUAGUGUUGCUACGGUAUGGCUGGUAGGACAAGAACAGCGAAACUAUCACUUUGUCUGAUCGUUUUGGUAACGGGCUUUGACAGAGCCCUCUCAAGUUCUGCCGCUCAAAGAUGUUUUUGCCAAGUGACAGGAAGCUUGGAAGACUGUGCCUGUGACGUUGAAACAAUAGACUCUUUCAACAACAAGCAGUUAUUUCCAAAACUUCAAAAGCUCAUCGCAACAGAUUAUUUCAGAUUUUACAAGGUGAAUCUUAACAAGCCAUGUCCAUUUUGGACAGACAACAGCCACUGCGGCCUCAGAGACUGUGCGGUGGAACCAUGCACACCGAAUGAGGUGCCUGACGGCAUUAGGGCAAGCAGCAGUAAGCCUAUUCAGGAUCCGUUAGAAGCCAGUGAGGAUUCGGAGGAGUGUGAGAAAGCAGAGCAACUGGGGGCUGUCAACAGCUCUCUCAGUGAGGACAGACAGAAGGCCCUGCAAGACUGGAACAGAUAUGAUGACGAGGAGGACCGUUUCUGCAUGGUCGAUGAUGAGGAGUCUCCUGAUAUCGAGUAUGUGGACCUUCUGCUCAACCCAGAGCGCUUUACUGGGUACAAAGGCCCUGAAGCCUGGCAAAUCUGGAACAGCAUUUAUGAAGAAAACUGUUUCAAGCCAUACACUGUGAGCAGACCCCUAAACCCUCUGGUGACAUACAGUGGGGAAAAUGAAGGAAGGGGUUUCUACAAUUGGCUGGAGGGCCUGUGUGUGGAGAAGAGAGCUUUCUACCGCCUCGUCUCCGGUCUCCAUUCCAGCAUCAACAUACACCUGAGCGCCAGGUACCUUCUGGAGGAUUCCUGGUCUGGACCUAAGUGGGGUCAUAACAUUUCAGAGUUCCAGCAGCGCUUUGACGAGAAGUUGACCAAAGGGGAGGGGCCCAAGCGACUCCGCAAUCUCUACUUCCUGUACCUGAUUGAGCUGCGCGCCCUGGCCAAAGUCCUUCCCUUCUUCCAGCUGCCCUCUGUACAGCUGUAUACGGGCCAACCGGAGCAGGACCAGCAGAACAAAGAGCUGCUGCUGGAGCUCCUCCAAGUGGCCAAGUCUUUCCCUCUACAUUUCGAUGAAACCUCAUUGUUUGCUGGAAACAAGAAAGAAGCGGGCAAGUUGAAAGAGGAUUUCAAACUGACAUUUAAAAACAUCUCUAGAAUAAUGGAUUGUGUGGGUUGUUUCAAGUGUAGGCUUUGGGGGAAACUGCAGACUCAAGGCCUUGGAACAGCGCUGAAGAUUCUGUUCUCGGAGCGACAGAUCGCAAGCCUGCCCAGGCCACAGGGCGAACUGCUUCCAUUCCAGCUCAGCAGGCAGGAGAUCGUGGCUCUCUUUAAUGCUUUCGGGAGAAUCUCAACCAGUGUAAGAGAGUUGGAGAAUUUCCGGUCACUGCUGUCGAAACUCCAUGACGAGAUGUGAUGAAAAGUCAUUGGCACUAGUUCACCUGCCCAACCAUUCUGCAUAGGGUGGCUGGAUCUGGUACAAAAGCUUAUGGAUUUAAGUCAUGUUUAUGUCUCUUGUAUAUUUCUCUGGAAUGUAAGAAGAAGAAAUUCAACUCAAAGCCACUCAAAAGACUGUAAAAAAACAACAACAAAAAGCAACAUGCUCUGGUCAUGUCAGCUGGCAUAAACAUAAACAACAUGCUCUGGUCAUGUCAGCUGGCAUAAACAUAAACAACAUGCUCUGGUCAUGUCAGCUGGCAUAAACAUAAACAACAUGCUCUGGUCAUGUCAGCUGGCA
Messenger RNA from Alosa alosa (allis shad), 2213 nucleotides. It is a transcript of the gene ero1a, whose product is annotated as endoplasmic reticulum oxidoreductase 1 alpha. The transcript has 16 exons. Gene Ontology annotation, molecular function: FAD binding; protein-disulfide reductase activity; thiol oxidase activity. The record is from RefSeq and is a predicted model, not a curated record. Lineage: Eukaryota; Metazoa; Chordata; Actinopteri; Clupeiformes; Clupeidae. Bases 471 to 1892 code for a protein of 473 amino acids. Gene Ontology annotation, cellular component: endoplasmic reticulum membrane; endoplasmic reticulum. Gene Ontology annotation, biological process: protein folding in endoplasmic reticulum.